GUGUGUCAAUCAAAGGUAAUAAGCGAUGGUAGAGCAAGAGCAUUGUAUAUGUGUUGCACUCUCUCACACAUAUUUUUCACCGUACUUGUCCCAAGUCCCGUCUUCGUUGUACACCAAUACAUUGACACAUACGCCAGCAAAAAUUCAUGGCAUAAAUUUUCUUCACGUUCACACCAGUGCAUCGCGUAUGGUUAAAGUUGUUUGUACGCAUUAUUUCGAUUUACCUUUUCAUUAGUGUAUCGGUCGGAGUUCCGAAAAGUAAAUAAGUGAACGCCUAAGAAAUCAAACAAUCAAAUUCUGAUUUUAUUAUUGUGCGAAGAAAGUCGAACGAAAAGCGUUUGCGUUUUGUCAUUCGCAAGUGAGUUUGUUGUGAGAAAAAAAGAGUCAAAUUAACGUGAUAGAAAAACUUGAUGAGUGAGAAAAUGCCGUAUUUAAAAGAGGAUGAAAUUGUAAUCAACGCAAAAACGGCGACCACGGCUACGUCCAAUUCAAGUGCAUCCGACGUUGACGAUGCAGAAGAAUCACUUUUUGAGAACAAGGCUCAAGAGCUAAUCUCAACCGAAGAGGAUAACGAUGACGAUGAAGCCACCAAUUCAUCUGUAUCCAGCUAUGCAUCGACCGAUUCACCGUCACGCAAACGAAAACAUUUUGAUCCCGAUGCGGUGAUUGCAACCGCACUCAACUAUCUCAGCACAAAUGAACCAGCUCGUGAUGAACUGUGGCAGUUCAUGAGCUAUUUGCAUACGGUGCUAAAAAAUCUACCGCCACAUUUACAACUUGAACUCAAGCAUAAGAUCCAGAAGGCAAUGUACGAAGUGGAAAAACAAGAUCUCGAUAAAACUGACGAACGCCAUGCCACCGAAAAAAAUGAUGUCGUACCUGAUCAAUGAACAUUGCAAUUCAAUGCACAGCACAUUAUGAAACGACAGUAACAUGAGAAAAAAGCAGCAGCAGCAUCAGCAGCAGCAGCAGCAACAACAACCAAUCGAGUCAGUGAAAAACAACAACAAAAAAUCUUUAAACUAAAAUCGAUGUGUAAUAAGAGAAAAAAAAGAAGGAGAAGAAGAAAACAAACUGAAUACUUGUAGAAUGAGCUAGGUUAAAUAGAGACAGUCCAAUUAUUACAAAACCGAAGCAUAGCCAUAAGUCAUAUUCAUCAAUUAAAUAACAAUUCACGUGACUGCAAAGUAAUUUAUUUGUGGCAAUCUCAUUCAUUGAUACGUGUACUUGAUAGACGCAAGUCAACAUACCCCAUUGAGGCAGACGAGAAAAUGAAGAAACAAAAAUUAUUAUAGAUGAUUAUAAAUAUGUGUGUGUCGCAAGUGUGAAGGAUAAACACAAAAGUAUUAUUUUUUUCGGAUACUUUUUUUUUGUAACAAACCGACAAUGCAAUUAGCUCAAUUUUUGGACCAUUUUUUAUAGUUUAUAAAUCUUGUAAUUGUAUUUUUAGCAUACACAUUUUUCGGAAGGCAAAUUUUGUUCAUUUUUUUCUCUUUGGGUUUUAUUCCUUCAAUUUGAAAUGAAAUAUUUUGCACUUUUUUUUAGAUAUUUAGUUAACAACGAACAAAAUCCAUUCAACUCACACAGCUUCAAUGCAUGCAAUCGCUCGUGAUCUUUGAUGAUGCCGUUUGGGGUCAUUUUAAUUUAGAGAAAUUCAGCCAGUAUUUCGAUUGAAUCGAUUUUGUUUGUUCGUUUCAGCCACAAAUAUGAUAUCUUCCGUUUAUUUUAUUUUAUUUUUUUUGUAAUGUAAAUUGAAUGGCAGUUUUUUUUCUCUCUCUUUCAUUUAUCGCUCAGAGAAAACAAAGAUCAACUUUUGUGUAAGAAAAAUAUAUUUUUAUUAUAAAAAAAAGAUAAAAUUUUAUCUAUACAAAUAAAUUUUCAUUUUGAAAAGAACAAA
Molecule: messenger RNA, 1897 nt
Organism: Sitodiplosis mosellana (orange wheat blossom midge)
Lineage: Eukaryota; Metazoa; Arthropoda; Insecta; Diptera; Cecidomyiidae
Exons: 2
Coding region: 411-890 (159 amino acids)
Source: RefSeq, a predicted model, not a curated record